This is a messenger RNA of Prosopis cineraria, 1166 nucleotides long. RefSeq lists its product as uncharacterized. NCBI's taxonomy places the organism in Eukaryota, Viridiplantae, Streptophyta, Magnoliopsida, Fabales, Fabaceae. The coding region runs from base 57 to 836 and encodes 259 amino acids. The transcript has a single exon. The record is from RefSeq and is a predicted model, not a curated record.
UCAUAUCCUUUAUAAACCGCAAAUAUCAUCUCUCUGUACUCAAAAACUCACAAAACAUGGUCUCUCUAGAACCCGUUCACAGCACACUAGAAUCCAUUGAUGCACCUUCAAGCCCUCGCAUCUCUUUCCAAGCAGAUUUCUUAGAGGCAAGCAUUUUCAACUCCAUCACUACUCCAGAAUCCGAGGAUGAUGAUGAUGAACAGCAAGGCCCAGAUCAAAAGCAAAAGGAAAGAGCAAUCAAUUCAUCAGAGUUUGAGUUCCUAAUUUCAAGCAAUAAUCUGAGUCACAACAACAACAACAACAUCAUCACACUGUUAACUGCUGAUGAACUGUUCUCUGAAGGCAAGCUUCUUCCUUUCUGGCAGAUGCAGCACUCAGAUCAGAAGCUCAAGAAGAUCAGUCUCAGAGCCAAAGAAGAAACUGAAGAAGAUGAAGAUGGUGAGAAAGAAAAAGACCCAGUCGAAGAAGAACAAGCGAAGAAAGAGGAAGAAAGUAAAGUGAAUUGGCUUGUGGAUGAAGAUCCAUCUCCUAGACCUCCUAAUUGCACUGUUCUUUGGAAAGAGUUACUGAGGUUGAAGAAGCAACGUUCUUCUUCAUCUUCUGUAUCAGUAUUAUCACCCUCUUCAUCUUCAUCUUCAUCUUCAAGCUCAUCACUUUCUGACACAGCUUCCAGAAAAGAAAGGAUUAAAGAGAAGAAGCAAGUGAAGGGCACGAGGAAGUUGGAGAGAACAAGAUCAACAAAUAUAAGAAUUAGGCCAAUGAUAAACGUUCCCAUUUGCACACAGGUCAAAAGCAGUCCUUUGCCACCUCUGUUUUCACUCAAGAAAGGCAAAUAAUUAAAAAUCAAUCUCAUCAGGAUUAAGGUUGUGAGUGUGUGAUUCUCAGACUUCUCAAAUAAGUUUACUUCUUCUUUAGCCUUUUUUUCCCCUUUCCCUUUGGUAUCCUAAGUCUUUGAUUCAGACUAACUUGAUCCGGAGCUUGAACUCGAGAACUGUUAUCAAACCAGAUCAAAUUAGUUGAUCCAAGCAGGGUGAUAGUUCUUCUUUUUAUUUUUGGUCCAUAUUACUAUGUUUUCAUGUAAGAUUAGUUAGUGUGGAUUUUGAUUGGAUCUGGGGAAUUACAAUGUAGAUUCUGAUUUCUAUAGUGAUAAUGGAUUGUUGAUUAUC